AUCUCGAGUCAUGGUCGAGGGGAAGUGAUCGAGCGGUCGCCUCGUCACACAAAUGGCUCGUCUCGGUAUCCGUCAACGAGAAGGGCCUCGGCGAAUAGAUUGAUUGGAUAUUCCAAACGUCUGGCAACAGCACACACGUCAAAUACAGCGCGGCUUGCGCUCAGUGAGCCUGCGCUAAGAGCAAAAGAGGAGGUUCCCGAAUAGAGUCCUUUAUUUAUUAUUUCUUUGUUUCCAGUCUGGGAAAUAAUUACAGCCGCACGUUGUACAGCACUUCAUUUAUUGUAGUUGGCCGUAUACACCAGAAAACUGGAUAAGAUUACAGUGGUUAGCCGAAGGCCAAAGCCAAGAGGAGGAGGAUGAAGCGGCGCAAUGCGGACUGCAGCAAACUCCGACGGCCGGUAAAACGGAACCGAAUCACCGAGGGGAUAUACGGCAGCACUUUCCUGUACCUGAAAUUUCUGGUGGUGUGGGCAUUGGUGCUACUGGCUGACUUUGUGUUGGAGUUCAGGUUUGAGUACCUCUGGCCAUUCUGGCUCUUCCUCCGGAGUGUGUACGACUCCUUCAGAUACCAGGGGCUGGCCUUUUCAGUAUUCUUUGUGUUUGUGGCGCUUACUUCGGACUUCAUUUGUCUCCUCUUCAUUCCCGUACAAUGGCUAUUCUUUGCUGCCAGUACUUAUGUGUGGGUGCAGUAUGUCUGGCACACAGAGAGAGGAGUCUGUCUACCCACAGUGUCACUAUGGAUACUCUUCGUGUACAUAGAGGCAGCCAUCAGAUUCAAAGACCUGAAGAACUUCCAUGUAGACUUGUGUCGUCCCUUUGCUGCACACUGCAUUGGCUAUCCAGUGGUCACACUGGGCUUUGGCUUUAAGAGCUAUGUAAGCUAUAAGAUGCGCCUCCGGAAACAGAAGGAGGUGCAGAAGGAGAAUGAGUUUUACAUGCAGCUUCUGCAGCAGGCUCUGCCUCCAGAGCAGCAGAUGCUCCAAAGGCAGGAGCGAGAAGCAGAAGAAGCAGCAGCUAAAGGAUUACCUGAAGUGGACACACCUCCAGUGUUGCAGAAUGGCGCCCCUGCCAAUAAAAAGACCUCGACGUCACUGCCGGAGUUAGAGUAUAAAGAAAAAGGGAAAGAGGGGAAGGGUAGUGGGGACACUAAAAAGCAGCACAACAGCAACAGCAUCCUGCCAUCAUCAGUGGACUCUAAACUCCAGGAGAUGGAGUAUAUGGAGAACCAUAUGAACAGCAAAAGACUAACCACAGAACUGGGCAGCACAGAAAACCUGUUGCUUAAAGAGGACAACAAUUCCUCUUGCUCGUCCUCUUCCUCCUCCUCCUCCAAAAAUUACAAAAACAACAAUGCCACAGCGCUCAACUCCUCGCCGCGUGGCCACAGUGCUACAAAUGGCAGUGUGCCCUCCUCUGCGCCUUCCUCCUCCUCCACGGGGAAGAACGAGAAGAAGCACAAGUUAGCGGUCGGGAAGGGGACGUCAGGUGGCUCCAACAGGGAUCCCACAGACAACUGUAUCCCCAACAACCAGCUUAGCAAGCCAGAAGCACUUGUUAGAUUGGAGCAGGACGUUAAGAAGCUGAAGGCGGACCUGCAGGCGAGCCGGCAGGUGGAACAGGACCUGCGCAGCCAGAUUGGCACACUGGGCAGUGCUGAGCGCUCAAUACGUACUGAGCUAGGCCAACUGCGCCAGGAGAAUGAGCUUCUGCAGAAUAAGCUCCACAAUGCUGUACAGGCAAAGCAAAAGGACAAGCAAGCUGUGGGACAACUAGAGAAAAGGCUUAAAGCUGAGCAGGAAGCUCGUACGACUGCUGAGAAACAGCUAGCAGACGAAAAGAAGCGCAAAAAGCUUGAGGAGGCUACAGCAGCCAGGGCAGUAGCAUUAGCUGCUGCUUCCAGAGGGGAGUGCACAGACACGCUGCGAAGGCGGAUCACAGAAUUAGAAACAGAGUGUAAGAAACUAACCCUGGACAACAAGCUUAAGGAGGACCAGAUCAGGGAGUUUGAUUUAAAGGUUCAGGAGCUUCAUAAAUACAAGGAGAAUGAAAAAGACACAGAAGUGCUGAUGUCAGCGCUGUCAGCCAUGCAGGACAAGACCCAGCACUUGGAGAACAGUCUCAGUGCAGAGACCAGGAUCAAACUGGACCUCUUCUCCGCACUGGGGGAUGCCAAAAGACAGCUGGAGAUUGCGCAAGGUCAGAUCCUUCAGAAAGACCAAGAAAUAAAAGAUCUGAAACAGAAGAUAGCCGAAGUGAUGGCUGUCAUGCCCAGCAUCUCAUACACAACAGACACCAGCAGCAUGACCCCCGUGGCCCCCCACUACUCCUCCAAGUUCAUGGACACCAACCCCUCUGGUCUGGACCCCAACGCCUCAGUUUAUCAGCCCCUCAAAAAGUGACUGCUUUAUGCUAUCUCUCCUUCCAUUCGCCCUUUUUCUCUUUUUUGGGGGGGCAUGGGGGGGUUCCCUGGCCCGUCACCCUUCAAUCUGCUCGGCAUGUCUGCGGCUGAGAAUAUUUUUUUUCUUGGCUCUUUCUUUUUUCCUCGCCAGGUCAGGAGGUUGUUGUAUUGUGUGUAGUUGAAACAAAAUACAAAAAAUAAAUAAACCAGACAUCAAUUUCAUUAGAAAGUUUUUUUUUUCCUCAUGAGUGUUUAGUGAAACCUCACAGAUUGGGGGAUGUAUCGAUUCGCUGUCAUCUACCAAUACAGCCAACAAGCUGCACUUUGGUUCUUGGGAGUGACUGUUUUAUGAUUUAGGGGUGGAGAAGUCCCUCCUAAACCAUCAAACGGAUCCCAGGCUAUAUACCCUCUUCUCCCAAGUUAAUAAGGAAACAUUUGUACAAUCAGAGGAAUGUAGUGCAACAUUAGCACAGACCCACUUACUUUAUUAUUUUAAUUUACAAUCAGACACUUAAUACACAAACCCUGCUCCGUUGCUUGAGGGUUAUUGUUUUUGAGAUGCGUUGAGUGAUUUUGUCUCAGCGGAUCUUUUUUAAGACUCAAGCUGGAUGUGGUCAGAACGCUCAGAAUCAGGCCAUUUUGAGUUAAAUACAGGCAGACUGCUAUGAAAAAACAUGUAUAAGUGUUCUGAUUUUCUAUGUUGUAUUUUGGAGUGAGCUUUAAGUUUAAGAUUGCUGGAUAAGCUGGUCAUUAUUUUUGCAUAGUAUUUCAGCCGGUCUCAUGAUUACAGUGCCUUGAUUGAGGACAUAUUGAGUUAAAGAAUCAAUUGCAAACUUCAAAUUUCCCAUCAGAGUUAUUUGGCCAAAGGGCCAAGAAAGAAUAUUUGAAAUGGAAAUUGUUUUCUGGUGCUGAUUUAUUUAUUUAUUUUUUCUUCAGAACAAUGUGAAAAUCUCUUGAGCACUUGAAGGUGUCACUUAGUUGGAAAAAAAAAAAGAAAAAAGAUUUGGUCCUGGUUGCGUGUCAGUGUUUGGUCAAGGCCUCCUUCUACUGCACUCAUCACUCAGCUAUGCUGCUUAGCUGCUGCCUAUGUUGUUUCUUUUUCAACUUUUAUGUUGCACUGCAGAAAACAUAUUUGAAAGGGAAACAAAAAAACUUAAAUGGGCCGUGCAAUGUGAAUCAGAGCUUUGAGAACGCCAAAAACUAAAUAUUGGAUUUAAAGGAACUGUAUUUAAUUGACCCCCCUAACCAUUCAGUUUGUGUUCCAAGAAUGCAAUUCUACUUCCUCUCUAGUAGUGCAUUCAAGAAUGUACUGCAAACACAUUGGAUGACAUUUUUGGGGG
Messenger RNA from Nerophis lumbriciformis (worm pipefish), 3738 nucleotides. It is a transcript of the gene maco1b, whose product is annotated as macoilin 1b. The record is from RefSeq and is a predicted model, not a curated record. Gene Ontology annotation, cellular component: rough endoplasmic reticulum membrane. Gene Ontology annotation, biological process: neuronal signal transduction. NCBI's taxonomy places the organism in Eukaryota, Metazoa, Chordata, Actinopteri, Syngnathiformes, Syngnathidae.